CCCACAGUAUCUCAACAAUCCUACUUUCAAGACCAUCCAUGGUGUCGCCUAAUCUUCCUCGGACAUUGCAAUGUGGGGGCAGACGGCGGUGUCCACAUGGUCAAUCGAUCAAUAAGCCAGGUGUUGGAGCAGCGCAGGGACGAAAAAGACUAUAUUCCAGUGCAAAUGGAAAUAGGUGAACUUGGAAUCACAGUGUGGGCUCAUAAUCCGACGAAUGGCGAUGUCGAUAAAUGUAGUGAUCCGCUUCUCCGACAUUCCUUUCCUCAAAUCGUUUCCUGUGGUCGUCGGACUGACGGGACAAAUUAUUUGGCCUAUAUUGUCGGACAAGAGAUGUGUAACGUAGCCAAGGAAUUCAACUGCUACGUCUUCCAAGCGGCUAGUCGAGCCGAUUCCAAAUUCCUCAUCAAUGCGAUUGCUCAGGGCUUUGAUCGCACACACUGGACGCUGUGAUGGUAGACGGGGAAGAGGUCAAUGUCGAAAACCCCAUUGUGGAACACGAACAUUUCAAAUCAGUCCGAAUUCCCGAUUCAUUUCUGUAAACCUGUUACGCUGCCACAUUGGACAUCCUUCAGUUAAUGUUUACCGCCUCUCGAGAACUCCCGCACACAUACGCACACGCACAGCUACUCCAUUUAUUAGAUGGUUGCACUUAUCUUUCACAUUUGUUACAAGCUAAUUUCCUUUUUUCCAUGAUCUCCAUUAGAUGGAUUAUAUGUACACCCCCAUGCAUUAAGC
This is a messenger RNA of Dicrocoelium dendriticum, 735 nucleotides long. NCBI's taxonomy places the organism in Eukaryota, Metazoa, Platyhelminthes, Trematoda, Plagiorchiida, Dicrocoeliidae. The record is from the annotation of a GenBank genome assembly.